AUGACUGAGCUGCGCGCGCACCGGAGGAGAUUCCGUUGUUGUUGAGUUCGAGACUCGCGGCCCCGAACCCGAGAGAAAGAAGGCUUCCAGAUUUAGCUUUGGUUACUAGAGAACACAAUGUCACCGAGGUUAUGGCUGCUGGGCAUCAUUGGAAUUCUUAUUGGAUUGAGUUUGGGAGCCUGGGGUCAAACUACAUUGAGUCCUCCAGUGAACGUUUGCUCUGACCCUUCUAACAACAAUUGUGAGCAAUGCCUGCAGCGUGUUUCGUGUCUGUGGUGCAAUACCAACAAGAAAUGUGUUGAAUACCCAGUGAGGAAAAUCCUGCCACCUAGUUCCUUGUGCAAACUGUCUGCUGCACGAUGGGGAGUUUGCUGGGUGAACUUCGAGGCUUUGAUCAUCGCCAUGUCAGUAGUUGGGGGGAUCAUCCUCCUGUCUCUGUGUGUAUGCUGUUACUGCUGCUGCAGAACCAAAAAGAGAAUGCUACCUGAUCCAAGAGAUGAGAAACUAGAAAGAGAAAAAGAACAGAGGAAAAUGCGGCAAGAGGAAAGGAGAAAUGAAAUGAAAGUCAGGCAUGACGAGAUAAGGAAGAAAUAUGGUCUCUUCAACAAACCAAAUACUUACUCCAAAUUUGAAAACAAUUAAUGCAAUAAAUGAGUAUAUGUCUCAGCUUUAUUCCAAAAAGACUCCAGUGGAAUAGUGUUUAAAGAGCUCAGCAAUCUUAUAUAUUGUACUUACUAAUUACUUUCCCCCAACUCCUAAAACAAACCAGCCUUACAUUUUAGUUUUAUCCUCCGUGGUGGGGGAACCCUUUGUUUUAAAUUAAUCAACUUUAAUUAAUCUGCAUUGACUUCAUCUGGGUUUCUGUUUUGAAGCAAGUGCUGAUGAAAUAGACUAAACUCUAUUGCCUGUCUUAGUUCCAGAACCAAACCUGUGCCAUUCAAUCUAAUUCCCUUUUGUAUGUCUCACUGUGGGUGAAUCCAAUGUGAUUCUAUUUAGGGAUUGAUUGCCUGAAACAAAUUCUGCAAAAUCUUCUCUGUGGUUUUAGAAAAGCAGUUUAUGAGAAUUGUAACUGGUUUCAUGCAGUCAGUGUAAACCAUUAGAAAUUUGAGGUUUGUAGAACAUGCAGUAUAAAAGAUGCAUGAGUUAUGGGCCAAUUCUUUGUAAUGUUUUCUAUUUCAUUGCACUCAUCUGAAAUUGCCUACAUAUACCCUCAGGACGAAUUCCAACUUAGUUUUGAGUAUGGUGAAGAAUGGGAAGCUGAAGGCAAAGAUUGCAUUUAUAAGUGUAAUAUCAGAGAAUUUGAAAGAAAACACUGAAAACGUAAAUUUAUAUUGAAUGCAACCAGAUUACAAAAAGGCCACUUGGAUCAGCAUGUUGGUGUGAUAUUUCACCCGUCAGUUACUCAAGCUGAAAUCUAACAAGCACACCCAAUAGCCACAACACAACUGUUCAUAUAUUUAUGCAAAUUCCCUUUACAGCUGAAUGUUUAAUGGAUGUUUGUUCUGCUGAAUUUGCAACAUUCCCCAGUUUUACAGAGAGAAAGUCUGGAGUGGGUGAUUGCUGACUUCAGCUCAGUAAGAGAAAGGCAUGGUGUCGCUUAAGAAAGGGUUCAAUACAAAAAAGUUGACCCCUAGCCAAGUGUUUAAAAUAUCACAGCAAAAAAUGAUAGAGAAGCACCAGUAACAUAUCUCUUCUAAAAACUCUAGGUUUAUGAGACAUUUAGACUUGCUUCUCAGAACCCUACAGAUUUUUUUUUGCACGAUUCUGCCCCAAAUAAAAACAGUACAACAAUCAGUGAUUCAGCUUUUCUGGAGACAAUUUGAAUCCAUGUGAAAGUUUUACCACUGUAUCUACCUCUAUGUAACACUGAGUCUCAUUCAUAGAACAGCACCAUUGGCUCUAUAUUUAGACAUGACUCUCUAAAGUCAUUACAGAGGUGAAAAGGGCAGUGUUAUAAAUCUAUAUUGGUUACUUAGCUCUACCACAAACUUGUUUUUGAGCUUCACGCUGUUAAUACUCUACAAUGAAAUCCUGAAUUAAAACCUUGUUUCUUGGAACCAGAGGCUCUAAUGCUUUCAAGACUAAGGAGUUUGAAGAGAUCCCGUUAGGAAAUGAAUUUCAAGUAUCAUAAGGGACAUGGAUUUUAUCAAAGUUACAAAUGAAAUUGAAUAAUAAAUAAUCCUUACCUUCUUUGAAAACAAAAGUAUAAUGUUUCAAGUAAAGGCAGAUUAAUGGUCAACUCAACUUCAGUAACUGAUAGUAUAGUAUGAUAUUCAUCGAUAAACUCAUCCACAGAAAAAGUAAUCUGCUUUGCAGUAAGUAAUCUUAUGCAGAAUGUAGAGGUUAGACACUUUUAUCCGGAGAAAAGCAAUGGUGGCAAAAAGCAAUGGUUUUGUUCUUAUAGGCUGCUCUGAUUCACAAGAUCUGUUUAAGUCAAGUGUAACCAUUACUGUUGUAAUGUCUCACUUUGAAGAGAUUGAUUCUGUAUUUGUGAUUUUUUUUUAAACUGAGCUUUCAGGGGGUAAUGUUUGCUUAUUAAUUUUUCUGUAUAUUUUCUAACAUUCCAGUUAUAUGUGCUGCUGGUUGCCAUGUGAAUAUUUUGACCGUCUUAUCCACUCCCAUCAGUGGCAAUACCUACAUAGUUGUGAGAAACAGUAGCUCCCACCUGAUGUAUUUAAUGGUGAGGGAAUCAGCUGUGCAUUGCACAGUUGAGCACCAGAAAGUGGAGGAAUGGUGAAAAAAGUUCACCCCACUCUGUUGAUCUUGGUUGUGCUGCUCUCUGCACUGUUGAGUGGAGGCCAGCUGUUGCUUGCAAGAAAGGAGGGGUGGAGAAGGAGGAAAGACAGAAAAUCACUGGAUAAGCUUUGGUCCACACACCUAUUCAAGAGCCAAAGGGAGCUUGGAACACAUGGCCCGAUGCUCUCAACUGGGAACUGGUGUGUGACGUUGGAGUUUGGCAGAGGGAGAAUUUGUUUGGACAGUACUGAGAGAUCUUUACCCUACACAGAACCUAUAUUGUAGAUGACUUGAGAACACUUAAUAAUAAUAUAAGUGUAAAGCUGCUAAAUCUUCCAGCACUAACAUCCUUCCCCAAGUAACUGACCAGCAUUGAAAGAUAGUUUUAAACUCCUCUUCUGGGAUCAUCUGUUUCUCUUUUUCUUAGUAAAGACAGAUCUUGUGAAGAGCAUUUCCAGCUCCCAUUUAAGAAGGAAUUGCUUCUUACACAACACAACGGAACAGUUUUGUACAUGGGAACAUCCUGUUGCAAAGGUUGCCGGUCACUAAGGCACAGGCGGCAAAUCAGUCACUUUAUAGCUCUCAAAGGAACUGAUAGUGAGAAUUCUACUACUAAAUCAAACAAUGAACAAAAUGUUUUGCAUAAUUUUUUCAAGCUUGUGAUGUACAAAAAACUUCACCAAAUCUAGCUGAAGGCUAUGUAAUCUGUACAAAAACAUGGGUGUUAAAUUGUGAAUAAAAUGCACUUUGUAUUACUGCUAA
Callorhinchus milii (elephant shark) is the source of this 3498-nucleotide messenger RNA. RefSeq names its product PTTG1 interacting protein. NCBI's taxonomy places the organism in Eukaryota, Metazoa, Chordata, Chondrichthyes, Chimaeriformes, Callorhinchidae. The transcript has 8 exons. Gene Ontology annotation, biological process: protein import into nucleus. Bases 118 to 642 code for a protein of 174 amino acids. Gene Ontology annotation, cellular component: cytoplasm; nucleus. The record is from RefSeq and is a predicted model, not a curated record.